Messenger RNA from Punica granatum (pomegranate), 1279 nucleotides. Lineage: Eukaryota; Viridiplantae; Streptophyta; Magnoliopsida; Myrtales; Lythraceae. The record is from RefSeq and is a predicted model, not a curated record.
CAAACCCAAUCCAAUUCAUUGAUUCCUUCCCUUUAUCAUAGCUUCAAUUGGAAGACUUCCCUUCUCUUUGCCCUGUUAUAUACUCUUCCGGGGCUAAAGCUAAGAACCUCCUUCUGCUCAUCUUAGGUGCUGCAGAAGAAACUUCAGUUUAGGUCCAUUUUACACGUAAAAUGUCGCCCAACUGCCUGAACAGAGAAGAAGAGGCCGUGAACUGCGGUGUCGGGCAAUUCGGAUGCUCGCAUUACAGGAGGAGGUGCAAGAUCAGAGCGCCCUGCUGCGGCGAGGUGUUCGGUUGCAGGCACUGCCAUAAUGAGUCAAAGAACUCGAUGGAAAUCGAUCCCCUUGAUCGGCACGACCUUCAGCGCCAUGAUUUGAAAAAGGUCAUCUGCUCACUGUGUGGCACCGAACAAGAUGUCCGACAGAAGUGCGUCAACUGCGGGGUUACAAUGGGCGAGUACUUCUGCUCCAAAUGCAAGUUCUUUGAUGACGAUGUUUCGAAGAAUCAAUACCAUUGUGAGCAGUGCGGCAUCUGCAGAACUGGAGGGCAGGAAAACUUCUUCCACUGUAACAAGUGUGAUUGUUGCUAUUCAAUAUUGCUGAAGGAUUCGCAUGUUUGCGUGGAGAAAGCAAUGCACCACAACUGUCCCAUUUGUUUUGAGUUUCUUUUCGAUACCUUGAAGGGCAUUACUGUCUUACUAUGUGGACAUACUAUACAUUUGGAAUGUGUAAAGGAGAUGGAGCAGCACUUUCAGUACGCGUGCCCUGUAUGCUCGAAAUCAUACUGUGACAUGUCCCGAGUCUGGGAGAAGUUGGAUCAAGAGGUCGCUUCAACUCCCAUGCCUCAGAUGUACCAGAAUAAAAUGGUGUGGAUACUCUGCAAUGACUGUGGCCAAACAUCGGAAGUGAAUUACCACAUCUUGGCGCACAAGUGUACAAACUGCAGCUCCUACAACACGAGGCAGACUCGGGGAAGGCCUGCUAGUUCAUGCUCGCAAAGUCUCGAGGACUGAUUAGAUUCAAUUCAUCGGAACAUGAAGAAAAGUAACUAUGGAGUUUCUGAGGAGGGAUUCUUUUUAGUGAUAUUUACUUGAAGCUGGAGACCGACUGGACUAUGUAUUUCCUUCAUUCUUUUAUCGAUCACAAUUGUCUUUCUUUUAACUCGCAGAAUAAUUUCUUCAAUAGACAUAGAAUAAGAAUGGUAUGGAGAAUGUAAACAUCAUAUGAAGUUCUUUACACAACCUGGUAGAUGAAGAACCUCCCCCCAGAAAACUUUCACCUU